This is a messenger RNA of Dermacentor silvarum, 3039 nucleotides long. RefSeq names its product retinol dehydrogenase 13-like. NCBI's taxonomy places the organism in Eukaryota, Metazoa, Arthropoda, Arachnida, Ixodida, Ixodidae. The transcript has 6 exons. The coding region runs from base 215 to 1324 and encodes 369 amino acids. The record is from RefSeq and is a predicted model, not a curated record.
ACGACGCGGUCUUCUGUCUGCAGCAGACGACGUGUUCGCGGCCGUGCGUUGUCGCAUCUGCUGCUGCAGCGCGGCAUUUGCGACUUUUUCUGUGCACGGUCGAAGUGUGGAUUCUCUCCUUUAUUUGUUUUUUUAUAUCUUUUGUUCCUGGGAGGAAGCUCGUUUUGUGGCGAUUUUUGCUUCUCCCUAAACUCGCGGUGGGAACGGCUUCGAGAUGAUGGAAGGAACGCUUUCCGAGUAUGCCUUCUAUUUACUCUUUCCCUGUUCCCUACUCGUCGGACUGCUCUGUUUGGCCAAGCACAUCAUUCGAAGGACCGAAUUCUUCCACAGCGACGACUCCCUCGAAGGAAAGACCAUUGUUGUGACAGGCGGCUCCAAUGGACUGGGCCGCACGCUGUGCUUGGAGCUCGCGCGGCGGGGCGCCCGAGUGGUCAUCGCGUGCCGCACGCGACUGCGGCGCGACUCGACGGCCUUCUUCCUGCGCGAGAAGACCGGCUCGUUCAACGUCCGGGUCAUGUACAUGGACCUGACCAACCUGGAGUCCAUCCGCGAGUUCGCCAAGGAGCUCAUCGCCUCUGAGGAGCGCCUAGACUGCAUCGUCAACAAUGCUGCGAUCAUGACGGGGCGCGACUUCACGGCCGACGGCAUCGACCUGAUGAUGGGCGUCAACUACGUGGGCCACUUCUUCCUCACCACGCUGCUGAUCGACAAGCUGCGCUCGACGCCCGGAGGCAUCGCGCGCGUCAUCAACGUGGUGUGCGGCGGGUUCCGCAACGGACAGAUGGCCGACCUCGAGGACAUGGAGGACAAGCGCGUGCGCCACGAGUACGACUACCGCACCGUCUACCGGAGCUCCAAGCUGGGACUGGUGCUCUUCAACAAGGAGCUGGCCAGGAGGUACCGUCCGUUCGACGUGGCCGCUUUCUGCGUGGAUCCGGGUCUCAUAGCCACCACCCUGUACAAGAACCUGCCGGGCUUCCAGGGCCGCUUCAUGCAGACCUUCGCUCGCAUCAUGUUCCGCUCCACCGAGGAAGCCGUGCAGUCGGUCCUCUACGCCAUCAUGGCACGCAAGAUCGAGUCAGACUCCGGAAAGGUGAUCAAGGACCUCCACGCCUACGACACCCGCAGCUCGGAAUGGAACGAGGAGGCGACCCGGGGCCUGUGGGAGCGCACCGAGGAGCUGAUCCGCUCCAAGGGCAUCCCCUUCUCGCUGUCUCAGGAGGCCGAGGAAGAGGACCUGGGAGGAGGCGUCGAGGCCGCCAAGAUCAACCUGGAGGCGUUCGCCCAACGGAUGCAGCAGGGCAUCCAGCAGGUUGACGACUGACCUGGCGCUGGAGAUCACGGUGAAGACGCUGACUCAUGCGCACGAGCGUCCUUCGUUGUUAUUCUCAUUUUAUCCCUCCUUCCUUUCCCUUCAUGUGUACAGAUCGUCGUGUCUCUCGUGUCUGUGACGUCUCUGUCCUAUCUUUUUUCUACCCUUUACGUAUUUAUUUUUUGUCUGCCAAAUGCCGUAUACAUAUAUAACGCGGAUUGCUAGGUCCCUUUUCGCUAGCUACGAAGUCUAAAGGCCCGCGACCUUCGCCCGUGUUUGUAGUUGCCCGUGGCCUUUUGUUGAGAGAUCCCUGCGAUGCGAAAACUGGCACCCACUCCGAUAGGCGAUGAAGGAACAUAAAUUACGGCGAGCUUGAUUGGCGACCGAGGAAUAAACGUUGACUGGGACGCGCAGCCCGAUGGGAGUCAGUUAUAGGGCUUGUGGAAUGUACCACGUUUAACCUCCACGUUUCUUUUGCGAUCCUAGUUAGGAGUGCGGUGAUUAGAGUCCAGUUAGCCGCCUAUAUCAGUGUUAGCAGGGAUCAAAUGCAACCCGAGCAGCAGGGUAACUUCGCACGGAGGAGAUUGCGCGUGGUUCGGCUUUUAGCUGUAGCCUGAAUCAGAGCAGAGAGGGAUCUAGCGAUUGCGAUUGCUCUGUGAGCAGGCUAUAUGUCACGCGGCCGCAUAUAUGGUGAUUCAGCUUCGAUAGAGAAAGUGUGCACACGGAUAUACGUUCGUUGUGGGUUCUUCAGCAAACAAAAGAAUUUCCACCAACAGCAAUUGGUGUAUACUUUUUUUUUUGUUAUGGUUGCCAGGCAUUUCAAAGUGGGCGGAAGCAAAGAUUUGUAGAGUCAUAUAUUAAUGAAAGUUGAUUGAACGUUUGAACGUUUCGUCACCUCUAAAGGAUAUCCCGAAAGGUGGCAGACAGCUAACCCCACUGAUGAAACUGUUCUGUGAUAAUUUCCUAGGCCUAAAUUAUGAAGUACAGAUCGGAUAGAGUUUUGCUGAACCGAUAUUCUAAACUGCCGACGGAUUGCUCUGCCAGGUCAGGUAUACGUGCCAGCAGUGCUGCAGCGUCUAACAUAGCAAAAAAGAACAAAACCAGUACAACUACGAUGUGGCAUUAUCAAAUAUAAUAAAUUUUAAUUCAGGUAUUUCAGCCUCGCUUUUCAAUAACUCGGCGUAUAUGAACUAUUAUCCAACCCCACAAGUCACCAUUUCUGCUGUCGCACCGGCAGAAUGGUGCCAUGUUCUGUAGAUACCUAUCCAGAAUGUUCUACCUGAGUGUGAGCUCGAAGGGAGAGGAAUAGUCAUUGUUUUUAUUGGUGUGUUUCCAAUAUUCCAUUAUAGUCUAUUCCUUGUUUGUUUUUCUUGUUUGCGUUUUCAUAAAUGAUAUGAGUUCAGUACACAUCAACUCAGCCGCAGAGAGAAUCUCGACAGCUGGUAGUAUUCGCCAAAAGCUAGGCAGCCUUUCAAAAGGAAACUUACACAACUGUGGCCUUCGCCCCAUCGAAAUGACUGCUGAAGAGAGGCGAAGAUAACACUUGCAAUAUACAAUAGGUUUAUCGAAAGUUAUACGUCCAGAAUGGACAUUUUGUUUAGGCCAGAACAGCAACAAAGUGUGUCGAGUUCGCUGCCUUCUCGUCUAAUGAAGAGACAUCGAACGAAGGUGUUUCACACGUCUCAAUAAAGGAACAAAGAGAACUUCAUUCAGCAUGGAUAUCACAA